CUGGGCCUGGAGGUCAGGGCUCGGGGAGGAGCCCUCCGGCUGUUCGUGGAUGGUGGCAUUGUUUUUCUCCUCACCGUCGUCAUAGAUCGCAUACUCAUCCUCCGGCAUAGUGAACACAUCCCCACGAGUCACUGCAGAGAGUGGAUGGUAGUGAGUCUCCAGCUGCAAGGGGCACCCCAGCCCACCCACCUGGGCUCUGAACACACCUUGGGGCUUGCACUCAGCCGUAUAGUCUGUGCAGCAGCUCUGGUAGUAAGAGCAGAGCUCAUCACACUGGCACUUCUUGUCAGCAUUGAAGCCCUCAGUGCAGCGGCCUUUGCAUGACUCUUUGAGGAAGGGGUGUCAGUAGGUGCCGCCAAGCCCGGGCCACCCUCGCCCUCCCUACAUUGACCCAGAUGACCACCAACACCCCCCUGUACCUUGGUCAGCCACAGCAACCCAUGCCAGCAGGGCCAGCAUGAGAAGGGGUCUCAGGGGUGCCAUGGUGGGACUUCUAGCUCAGUGCCUGGCAAGCUGGGCUCUGAUCUCCCUGAAGUCUCCGCUCUGAUGCCUGAGGAAGGGAGGGAGAGGCAGAGACAGGGAGGGAGAGGCAGAGACAGGGAGGGAGGGGACUGAAGAAGAGGAACUGCCUUUUCUGCUGCUCUGUUUGCUCAACCUCCAGCCCAUCCCCUCUGCCCCCUCCAGCGGCUGCUGCAGCAAAGGUCACAUUCCUGGAACACUGGGCCUGGGAGAGCUGGGAGAUAAGACCUUUGCCAAGCUCAGAAUCAUUAGGUCAUCAGAUGGGGAAUUAGCACCGCGGAUCUGGAGGCCAGAAAGAAGGCUCAUUGGGCAACAGCUUUAUCUCUCUGAGUCUUAGUUCAGUUUCAGUAAAAUGGGAUUAACCCCCUUGCCUCAUGGGGUAUUGGGAGAUUACAUGAACUGGAACAGACAAAAUGCCCAGUAGCUGGAGCAGUCACAAAUUCCUUCUCCAAACAUAGCUAUUGAUCCAUGAUCGUUUGAUCAGACACAUCCCUGGCUGGGUGCUCAUUCGCCAUUGUUUAUUUAGGGCAGGAAAAAGGGAGUGAGAGGAGAGUUUGUAAGCACUCUGGGGAAUUUUCUUUUUUAGCAUAAAAGAACAAAGUUUCAUUUCUGGGUUCUUCUCUUGGAUGCAUCAAUCUCCCCAGGCUGGAAUUUUGGGUAAAUAUCAACCCACUGAACUAGAUUUGAUUUCUGAGUCUUUUCUGAGCAGGCCACUCCCUGUCCCCAGCCUCAGUCUUCCCAUCUGUAAAGAGUGGGCUUGUUCAACACACUUUUAGACUCUCAAGAGAAAUAUGAUCCCUCUACCUGGAAAAUGCCCACUGGUGUGAAACACCUGAUUUUGUGCCCAAUUUCAGGUGUCCACAGAGCUUCUGAAAUCCUCCCAUCACCUGAAAAAAAAGUGAUCCUGAGAUUUUAGCUGAUUUUUCUGUUCUGUACUCAGAGGGGACUGUGAUUUUGGCCAAUCUCUUCCUCAUGGGCUUCAGUGGAGUCAGCUGUGGAAUGGAACACCGAUUCCCACCCCAGAGGCAUGUUGUGAGGUUUCGCUGAGAAACAGGCAUAAAAGGGCCUUAAGAGUUACGAUGAUUGUUUUAACCACUUAGUAGGGAGGGGGCACGCAGCGGUGUUGCUCCCACGUACCGGUGUCACACGGGGCGGGGAAGAGGGGGUGGAGAACGGAGACUGUCAUCUCAUUUUCGACCCCCUUCCUCAAGUCCAGCGCAGGAGGAGGCGGCUGCGACUGAGGGGCUGGGGAAGGCUGGCCAGGGGCGUGGGCGUGGCUGGGGACGACGUGGGGGAGCUGCGCAGGAGGCUGGAGGAGCCCCGCUGGACCCAGAGGCGGGGCAUGAGCCCCGGGUCCGCUGCGGUUCCGGGGCGUGGCUGCUGCCGAGCAUCUCCCAGCUCAGCCGAGCCUCUGCUCGGGCAACGCUUUGUUCCAGCCGCCGCCUCCUCUACCCUCCGGCGUCCGGAGCCAUCCCUCGCCUCCUCGCUCUCUCCUUUCGCCCACUCCCUGCAUCUUGGCCUGCAUCACCUUUGCCAACCGCUGCACCCCCGAUCCUGCCCUCACUCCUCCCUCAAACUUCUGACCGGCACCCUUGCCUGGUACCCUUCUCUCUAUUCCUCCCCCUCCAUCUUCUUCCCCCGACCCCUCUCGGGUCCCUCUUUUCCCAAAACCGGGGUCUCUCCGCGCGGCCCCCGCCUCCAGGCCGGGGAUGUCCCCCGCGGCCCCGCGCCCAUGGUUCUGACGCUGCUCCUCUCCGCCUACAAGCUGUGUCGCUUCUUCGCCAUGUCGGGCCCACGGCCGGGCGCCGAGCGGCUGGCGGUGCCGGGGCCGGAUGGGGGCGGUGGCACGGGCCCAUGGUGGGCUGCGGGCGGCCGCGGGCCCCGCGAAGUAUCGCCCGGGGCAGGCACCGAGGUGCAGGACGCCCUGGAGCGCGCGCUGCCGGAGCUGCAGCAGGCCUUGUCCGCGCUAAAGCAGGCGGGCGGCGCGCGGGCCGUGGGCGCCGGCCUGGCCGAGGUCUUCCAACUGGUGGAGGAGGCCUGGCUGCUGCCGGCCGUGGGCCGCGAGGUAGCCCAGGGUCUGUGCGACGCCAUCCGCCUGGACGGCGGCCUCGACCUGCUGUUGCGGCUGCUGCAGGCGCCGGAGCUGGAGACGCGUGUGCAGGCCGCGCGCCUGCUGGAGCAGAUCCUGGUGGCUGAGAACCGGGACCGCGUGGCGCGCAUCGGGCUGGGCGUGAUCCUGAACCUGGCGAAGGAGCGCGAACCCGUAGAGCUGGCGCGGAGCGUGGCAGGCAUCUUGGAGCACAUGUUCAAGCACUCGGAGGAGACGUGCCAGAAGCUGGUGGCGGCCGGCGGCCUGGACGCGGUGCUGUAUUGGUGCCGCCGCACGGACCCCGCGCUACUGCGCCACUGCGCGCUGGCGCUGGGCAACUGCGCGCUGCAUGGGGGCCAGGCGGUGCAGCGGCGCAUGGUGGAGAAGCGCGCAGCAGAGUGGCUCUUCCCGCUCGCCUUCUCCAAGGAGGACGAGCUGCUUCGGCUGCACGCCUGCCUCGCAGUAGCGGUGUUGGCGACUAACAAGGAGGUGGAGCGCGAGGUGGAACGCUCGGGCACGCUGGCGCUCGUGGAGCCGCUUGUGGCCUCGCUGGACCCUGGCCGCUUCGCCCGCUGUCUGGUGGACGCCAGCGACACAAGCCAGGGCCGCGGGCCCGAUGACCUGCAGCGCCUUGUGCCGUUGCUCGACUCUAACCGCUUGGAGGCGCAGUGCAUCGGGGCUUUCUAUCUCUGCGCGGAGGCUGCCAUCAAGAGCCUGCAAGGCAAGACCAAGGUAUUCAGCGACAUCGGCGCCAUCCAGAGCCUGAAACGCCUGGUUUCCUACUCUACCAACGGCACUAAGUCUGCGCUGGCCAAGCGCGCGCUGCGCCUGCUGGGCGAGGAGGUGCCACGGCCCAUCCUGCCCUCCGUGCCCAGCUGGAAGGAGGCCGAGGUCCAGACGUGGCUGCAGCAGAUUGGCUUCUCCAAGUACUGCGAGAGCUUCCGGGAGCAGCAGGUGGAUGGCGACCUGCUUCUGCGGCUCACGGAGGAGGAACUCCAGACCGACCUGGGCAUGAAAUCUGGCAUCACCCGCAAGAGGUUCUUUAGGGAGCUCACCGAGCUCAGGACCUUCGCCAACUAUUCUACGUGCGACCGCAGCAACCUGGCCGACUGGCUGGGCAGCCUGGACCCGCGCUUCCGCCAGUACACCUACGGCCUGGUCAGCUGCGGCCUGGACCGCUCCCUGCUGCACCGCGUGUCUGAGCAGCAGCUGCUGGAGGACUGCGGCGUCCGCCUGGGCGUGCACCGCGCCCGCAUCCUCACGGCGGCCAGAGAAAUGCUACACUCCCCGCUGCCCUGUACUGGUGGCAAACCCAGUGGGGACACCCCAGAUGUCUUCAUCAGCUACCGCCGGAACUCAGGUUCCCAGCUGGCCAGCCUCCUGAAGGUGCACCUGCAGCUGCACGGCUUCAGUGUCUUCAUUGAUGUGGAGAAGCUGGAAGCAGGCAAGUUCGAAGACAAACUCAUCCAGAGUGUCAUGGGUGCCCGCAACUUUGUGCUGGUGCUGUCACCUGGAGCACUGGACAAGUGCAUGCAGGACCAUGACUGCAAGGAUUGGGUGCAUAAGGAGAUUGUGACUGCUUUAAGCUGUGGCAAGAACAUUGUGCCCGUCAUUGAUGGCUUCGAGUGGCCUGAGCCCCAGGUCCUGCCUGAGGACAUGCAGGCUGUGCUUACUUUCAACGGCAUUAAGUGGUCCCACGAAUACCAGGAGGCCACCAUUGAGAAGAUCAUCCGCUUCCUACAGGGCCGCUCCUCCCGGGACUCAUCUGCAGGCUCUGACACCAGUUUGGAGGGUGCUGCACCCAUGGGUCCGACCUAACCAGUCCCCAGUUCCCAGCCCUGCUGUGACUUCCACUUCCAUCGUCCUUUCUGAAGGAACAGCUCCUCAAACCGGCCUACCUGGCUGAGACAACCUGGACUCUUCUUAGCAAAUGGCCCUCCCUCUCCCUGUCCCCCACCCUCAUGGCCCACCUCCAACCCACUUUCCUCAGUAUCUGGAGAGGGAAGGGAAGUCAGACUUGGGCUCGGGAGGUUAGAACUCCCCCAUGCCCUGCCAUUGGGUUAUCUGUCUGUCAUGGGGAGGGUCCCUGCUCAGUUCUGGAAACAUUGGAGUUGGGGUGGGGGUGGUUCUGCAUUCCCUUCUGCUCUGAUAGCAGCCAGUUUGAGGAUGAAGGAAGGCAGCCUCAGACAGGAAUUAAGGCAAUGCCCAGGCAGGCCUGGGCACUGUAGUCUGAGCAAGGGCCUGGGCCCAAGAGCCAGCCAGGGAUGAGUGCGAUCAUGGCUCUCCACUCAGACUGUGCCUGGCCCCUGCACUUACAACUUCCUGCCGCUCUGUGGCCUUGCCCUGUAAUCACUCAGUGCCGUUAGCCAGCCUGACUAGGUCCCAGAUCCCCUACAGCUUCCUUCAGUGUGGUAUCUUUUGCCACAUCCAGGGCGAGGGUUGAGGUAAACCGGCCCUCCCUCUGACUUCCUUGUCGCUGCAGCCAGCUUUGCUGCACUUACUGGUGCACAGGAGCCUCCUGUUUGGGCCUGGGUCUGGGCAUGGGGAAGCCGUGCCUCAAAGCCCACCCUACCCCACGCCUUGGUGCUGUGCCUCAGGCUCCUUCCUGGUCUGGCCCAGCUGGCUACCCCAGCCCCUCAGCUAUCCAGGGCUACCCACUGCUUGCUCAGGGACCAGGCAGCCCCCAUGGCAGUAAAAGCAGCCUGGACAGAACCUGCAGCUCUGUGGAAAGAGGCAAAGUCCUGAAAAGGCAAAAGGUUGUCACCUAUGGCAGCUUCUCCAACUUUAACAUGCAUCCAAGUCACCUGGGAACGUUGUUAAAAUCAGGAGAUCUGGGGUGGGGCCUAGACUCUGCGUUUCUUACAGAUUCCCAGGUGAUUUAAAAUCAGGAGAUCUGGGGUGGGGCCUGAGACUCUGCGUUUCUUACAGAUUCCCAGGUGAGCUGAUGCUGGUGGUUAAGGGUAGCAAAUCUCUAAAGCAUGAAGCUCUCACGAAUCUUUGCCAUUUCCCACACACUCCGCUCCUUGGUCUCCAGUCGUCAGAGCAACUCUACCUGGUAUUAUCAUCCCCAUUUUACAGAUAAUGACACUGAGGCUCAGAAAGGUUGAAGAUAAGCCCAGUUUCCUGUCAUUAGUGGCAGCCCCAGAUCCAGACCUAGACCUCCUGGCACCCAGUCCACUGGCCGUGGAAUUGCUCUCCCGAGAAUCAUUCUGAGGCUGGGCUAUUGCUUCUCCCUUGCUUCAAAGAAUCUAGCAGCGGGGGAUAGGAUUUUGCAACAAAAAGCUGACCCAGAGGCCAUACUGAAAUAACUGAGCAGGAAUGUCCCAUUGCCCCCUCCUCCACUGGGUUCAGAGGGCAAGAAAGUACCGUCCAAUAAACCCAGGCUGCAGGCCACGGGGACUGCUGAAGGCUCUUCCCCAAUGAGGGCCAGGUGUUGACACCUUAAGGCUGGCUGCGCCCCCAGCCCCACUCUUGGCUGUGCUGGCCAGGCGACUCCUAGCUCUCAGCCGCAUCGUCAGAAAGUCAAAGUUCUCACUCCAGGUUUGGGGCUCCUUCCUUCCACUCCCCUCCCUGCCAGAGUCUGUCUUGGCCAGUCCCAGCCUCGAUGCUUUGCUUUGGACCCCAUCUGAUCUUCCUUUCCUCAUGCAGCGCAAGUGCUCACUGGGGCCAGGGUGAGGGCAUGGACGUGACAAGCAGGGCAGCCUGGACACUGCCCUCACAGGACAGAGUCAACAACAAUACAGAGUCUGAGUGUCUCCA
This is a messenger RNA of Chlorocebus sabaeus (green monkey), 6367 nucleotides long. It is a transcript of the gene SARM1, whose product is annotated as sterile alpha and TIR motif containing 1. The record is from RefSeq and is a predicted model, not a curated record. Gene Ontology annotation, molecular function: signaling adaptor activity; NAD+ nucleosidase activity; protein binding. NCBI's taxonomy places the organism in Eukaryota, Metazoa, Chordata, Mammalia, Primates, Cercopithecidae. Gene Ontology annotation, cellular component: dendrite. Gene Ontology annotation, biological process: response to axon injury; negative regulation of MyD88-independent toll-like receptor signaling pathway; signal transduction.